Messenger RNA from Danio aesculapii, 4221 nucleotides. RefSeq names its product elongation factor for RNA polymerase II 2 (gene ell2). The record is from RefSeq and is a predicted model, not a curated record. Gene Ontology annotation, molecular function: cis-regulatory region sequence-specific DNA binding. The coding region runs from base 54 to 2021 and encodes 655 amino acids. Lineage: Eukaryota; Metazoa; Chordata; Actinopteri; Cypriniformes; Danionidae. The transcript is spliced from 12 exons. Gene Ontology annotation, cellular component: transcription elongation factor complex. Gene Ontology annotation, biological process: positive regulation of transcription elongation by RNA polymerase II; transcription elongation by RNA polymerase II; snRNA transcription by RNA polymerase II.
AGAGAGAGAGUUUGCACGUAUGUCAGAGGGACUAUGGUGGAGGGCUGGUGAAGAUGAUGGCAGCUCUCUGCGAGGAUGGCACAUAUGGACUCAAUUGUGGCCGCAAGAGCGACAAAAUAUCAGUUUUACAUGUCAAAUUGACAGAAUCAGCCUUUAAAGCGCUAGAAAACUACCAAAACUGUAAGAAUGCACCGUCCACACAGGCGACGAUACGAUUUCAGGGUCUUCAAGGGCGCAUUAAAAUUCCAACGACAGAGGCUUCCGAUGGCUCUCAUAACUUCAACUUUUAUCUGUCCAACUUUGGCAAAGACAAUCCUCAAGGAAGCUUUGAGUGUAUCCACCAGUACAUAUCUAGCUCUGGGGUCCCCCAUUUGUCUUCACUUGGAACAGUUCAAGACAAAAUCACAGUAUGCGCCACCAAUGAUUCCUAUCAGGUGACCAAAGAGCGUGUGACCAAAGCAGAGGAGGACAAAAGCAAGAACAGCACCAAAUUCAUCAAACCCGGAGGACCGUUCCGAGACAAAAAAAUCCAUCACCGAAAACCGGCCCCAUCAGCCCCUGACCCGGUUCCAGAGAGGAAACAGACCACCCCCCUCAACCCAGCCAACACCAUCCGCAAGUGCCUUACCAACAACCCUGUGUCACAAAAGCCGUACCGGGACCGCGUGAUUCACCUUCUUGCCCUGCGCUCCUACAAGAAACUUGAAGUGCUUGCCAGACUGCAAAGAGAUGGCGUCAGCCAGAAGGACCGCAACUCUUUAGGCACCACAUUACAUCAGGUGGCCAAUCUAAACCCUAAGGAUAACUCUUAUUCGCUGAAGGACUUUAUUUUCCGUGAGGUCCAGAGGGACUGGCCUGGCUACACAGAGGAUGAUCGAGUUCAGGUUGACAGAAUCUUGGCACGUAAAUUGGGCUUGAAUUCAGAGUCAGUCUCAUCCAGCAGUCCAACCAAAGAGCCAACGUCUCCACUGAAACGGCAACCAGAGACAGACUUCAUCGACCCUCUGAUGUCUAAAAAGCCCCGAAUUUCUCAUCUCAGCAAUCGAGGACCACCAUCUUCAAGUCGUCAUCCGUCGGAAACUGAGGACAAAAAACCCGCACCCACGGCUGCCUGCCCGGGACCCUCUUUUCACCCUCCCCCUGUCACAGGCUCCAGUUCGAACUCCCCCAGUACGCCGGAAGGCCGCGGCUCUCAGGACCUUCCUCUGGACCAGAGCUCUAUAUGCGGGAACUCCUCGGAGAGCUACGCCCCCCGCAGCCAAACGCCCAGCCCCCCCAACCAGCCAGUGUCCACAACGUCCCCCUCAUCCUUCUCCACCUGUACCGUCUCCACAACCACCAUCACCUCCACCACUACCACCAGCGGCAGCCAUCAAGUGUCUUCUGCCGCGUCUCCUACAGAUGACAGUGGCAACAAAAAACCCAAGAAGUCCAAGAAGCACAAAGAUAAAGAGAAGAAACGCGAAGGAGAGCGAGAAAAGGAGAAAGAUAGAGAGCGGAAGAGGGAUCGAGAGCAUUGCAAGGAGGAGCACGCUAACAAGGAAGCGCAGCCUAGGAAGAAACACCGGAGCGAGGCAGAACAAAAACACAUUCCUGCCAACAUCCAUGAUUCAGAUAGAGAAGCUGGCAAAGAGAAGCCUGUCAAUAGCACUGAACUUCCAGCCCCAACUAAGCCUGAUUAUAUAAGUAAGUACACUGCAGUGAUAUCAAUGGAUCAGAGGCAGCACUAUAAGGAUGACUUUAAUGGAGAAUAUGAUGAGUAUCGUAUCCUUCAUGCCCGCGUUGAGAGUGUUACACGCCGUUUUACCAAACUGGAUGCUCAGUGUAGACGGCUAGCACCGGGAACUAAGGAGUACCAGGAAGUGCAUGAACAGGUGCUGCAAGAAUAUAAAAAAAUUAAACAACACAGCCCAAACUACUAUGAAGAAAAACAGCGCUGCGAGUACCUGCACAACAAACUAGCCCACAUCAAGCGGCUCAUCGCUGACUUUGACCAGCGGAGGGCACAGUCCUGGCUGUAGGUGCACAGGACCAAACGACCCCCUCAGCCAAUCAGAGUGCUCCUCAGCCAGAGGACCAUCUUAAGGAGAGCGCGGGGAUCAAACGGCUCCUUAUUUAUUCUAUUUACAGAUUCCCCACCGCUCGCCUGUACCCCCCAUACCUGGCCGCCUUCAUCACUCUUGUUCUUUAUUCAUCCUUUCAAUCUUUCUUUGUUUUGUUUUUGAAGGACUGAAAAGAAAAAAAUGAAAAGUUCCGCAAUGCAAAACCGUGGGCCUUACUGCGUAUAUUUCUUGAAGCCUCUUUUGCACAGGGGUGAUCGAGCCAGUACAUGUGAAAAAAAAAAAAAAGUGGCCAUAAAUGAGGGUGUUUCUAAGAGCCUUGAGACUUCCUUUUUCUCCUGUUGGCCCUGCUUUUGUUUUUGUUGUUUUUCUUUUUUUUUGGAACGGCAGUAUUCACACCCACAGUGCAAAUGAUGCCUUAAGGUAUUAAUACAGACAGAUAUCAAUGUGGCGUCAGUGAGACUUACAAGCACCCGGGGCAGUGGGGAGAAAUUUAUUAUGACCUGAUCGCAGGUCCCAGCGCACAUUCGUGGAAGGUGUGAUCGAUGUUUGUUUGUGUGUGAGUGAGUGAGUGAGUGAGUGAGAGAGGAAAUUGUCAGUGUUUUUGUUCAUUCUUGGGAAGGAUUAUGGGUCAGAAACUACAGGAAGAGAGAGAGAGACUUGAGGGAGGAGGGUUGGAUAUAGACUAUAAAAGAAGAGAAAAAAAAACAGAAAACAAAAAUCCCUAAAAAAAAAGCUGCUAUAUAUAUAAAUAUAUUAUUAUUUUCUUUGAAAAGCCAGAGCCUUCGGGAUGAACCUGGCUCAUGUUACAUGAUGUUCUUAAUUUGGGCCUGCUCUGUUUAAGAAAAUGAUCUAACCAUCUUGAGGGCAAUGGUGCUACUGAUUUUUGAGGAAAUGCAUCGAGCAGAGGCAGACCUGUAUAUCCAUUUCAAAUGUAUCAUUAAUUAUUGCAAGUCUCAGAGCAGAGUUAUUUAUAAAAGAUGAAUAGCAAUAUAAAUAUAUUGUUUUUUGUUUUGAAUUAAAAGGAAUUGCUGGAAUUGAGUAUUGAAAAACUGAUCAAAUAUACGGAAAAGUCUUUAUUUCAUGGUAUCAUUCGUGAUAAACUUCUUAAGGGAAACGUUAUGUUUACAAAACCUGUGUGGUAGGAAGUUUUGCCAAAAUAAGUGAUAAAAGCGAAUAUGCUUUCGAUUCUAUGUUGACAGUCUGGAAUAAAAUACGUUUCUCUGAGCGACAUGAUGACACUUUAUGAGAGUUGCUGAACACUUACAGUGUCCUCCUCAUAUAUUUAUUUAUUUUUUUUGGUUUUUGUUUUAGGGAAAGAUCCAGAAUGCAGCUUCACAAUAACAUUGCUUGCGAUUAUGCAAAUUCUCACUGCAUCAUGAUGGAUUCUGAUUGGCUGGUUGAUUCUUGAAGCUUGCUUCAACAUAUUUGCACGUUUUAAGAUGACAUUAUUCAAGAUCUGAAAAUUGAUCAUCUUUCAUUUUUGCUUCACAAAUAUUAUUGUCAAAUCCUGGGAAGUGAUUCCUUUGUACUAAAUUAAAAAGGUAAUAUAAAACUUGAGUGAGCCAUUCUCAAAAUAACCAUGGACAAAUGUUUGUUUUCAAGGAUUUGGGUCGGCAGAUGGCAUCUUAUGUUUAAUUAUUAUUUUUUUAAGGGGCUUACUUGUUAUCAAACUCACUUGGAUAUUCUGACGCAUGAGCUUCUGUUCAUUUUAGUCCCUGUUUAAAAACAAAGUCUGAUGAAAACCAAAUGCAAGUCAUGGUUAUUUAAGAGAAAUUCAGCAGCACUUUAUUUCAGAUGCUUCAAACAUUCAACCUCCAGACCGAAGCCUGCAGAUUUGGGAUUGACACUAAGAAGUGUUGCUCGGAAGGGAGAACAUUCAUUCAAACAUCAAACUCAUUAUUGUAAUUUGGGUUGGGUGGGGAGAUAUUUGGUGAUGUGUGUCACCAACACCCGUUUUCUUUCCCUUUUGAAGAGACUGUGCCUCUGACACCACUAAAGAGAGAUGUUGAUGAUGGAUAAUAAGCCAAGAAUCUCUAAACACUGUCAUCUCUUGUUUUAAAGGUGGGACACGGGGGGGUUGUUUCAGACUGUAAUUCCUGACCUUGUCCACCUGAAAAUGUAUUAAAUCAGUUCAAUAAAAUGUGAACUUGACGACCUA